AUGCCUGAAGCGAUUCGCACCUCCUCCAUCGCCCUGAGCAUGGUGCUCGGAGCGGCCCUCUCCGUCUUCUUGGCAUAUCUCCUCUACACCAACUAUUUGGUCUGGCAUAGCUAUCUUCAGGUGGUGUUUUGGUCCUUUCUCAUGGCUCAAGCUCUCCGUCCCCUCAAACUGCGCAUCGUGAGCUUUUUGGCCGAACUGCGACAAGACGAUGUGGCUCCGUCCAAGAGGGAGCGCUUGCUCAUCAAAGUGCAAAGCAUGAGCACCGAGGCGAUGCAGACGGCGCGUGAAUCACACAACAUUGCCCGUAUCAUGGUGGCCCAAAGCUUUCUCCAGUUCUCUCUGCUCCUGGUGAUGAGCGCCAUCGUGCAUACCACAGGCUACGUGGGCCUGCUUUCCCUUCUCGGCAUUUUUGCCGCCAUUUGUAUGUGUCCUUGGCAGGUGUACAAGCAACUCACUUCUGCUGCAGUCGUGCUGAUGGGCUACCUGCUAGACGUGCAGCUGCUGCGUUUGCACCACUACAUGGGUCUGAGCGAUAAUGCUAUGGUGACACUGAUCCUGAACAUUGGUGUCUCUCUUCUUCUCGUCUUUGUCGUCGUCUUUCUCGGCGUUCAGAGCCUGUUGGAGGGUGCCGGAGCCAUCGAAGGCGCUUACAACUGGAUCCAGACCUACAUUGACGGUCUGUCCCUACUCUGGUUUUCUCCCCGAGCCAUCACGAUGACCCUUGGCUUCAGCCCACCCGAACCUCAUGUUCCCCUUCCCCUACCCUCUUCCCCCUUCAACUGCCCCCGAAUGCCACUGUGCCCAACAGCCAAGGAAGGCAAUCUGCACAAUGACUUGGCCUCCAUCUCCCAUUACAUCGAGCAAGGCUACGAACAGGUGGCAAUGCAGUUCAACGAAACAGAGUGGUGGCCCGCUGCUGCUCGCCUUGAAGCUGCCGUCCGCACCAAUACCAGCAUGACAGCAGCCGUCAUGGAUAGUCGUGACAUCUUGGCUGGACUCUACAACAACACCACCUGGUGGCCCCUCUUUGAUCGCAUUGUCACCAGCAGCGCCGCGCCUGCCACCGCCAGUGGCGGCACCAUGUCUUUGUGGAAGGACAUGUCCAUCCUGCAGGAAGCUGCCAUGACCGUCAUCAACGCCCUCCAGGACCCCGUGGGCUUGGGCUUGCAGUUUGCUUUGACAGCCAGCAACUUUCUCCUCAAAAUUGGUGCAUACAGCUCCCAGCUGGUGGCGUUCUUCAUCUUCUUCUAUGAGAUGACUUCGGCCGAGGAGGACCCACUCGAGAGCGUGGUGCGCGUCAUGCUCCCAGCUAGCCCACGCUCCCGCGACCGCAUCUUGGGACAAAUCCAAGCGGCCAUUGUGGCCUCGUUUCAAAUCCCCCUGGCCAUGGCAUCCGUCCAUGCCAUGAUCACGCUAACCAGCUAUAGCCUCUUGGGCAUCCCUUUCACUUACUUUGCCACCUUCUUGAGCUUUUUCCUCUCCUUAACGUACAUUGUCAACCCACUGGCUGUGCCGGCAAUCUGGGCGUGUGCCAUCGGCGUACCGCCACUCAUCACGGGCACCAAUUACUUUGCGCUCCUGCGUGGCUUGUUGCUCCUGGCUGCACACAUCCUGGCCUAUUCCUUCAUGGAUGCGCGCGUUUUUCAGCUCGAGGAAGCCCGGGGAUUAACACAUAACCCUGGGCUGACCAUCUUCGCCGUCGUGCUUGGCUACUAUGCCUUUGGCACCCAAGGGCUCAUCGUCGGGCCCCUGGCAUUCUACCUGCUCACCGUCAUCUACAACCUGCGCUUGCAAGUUAGCCACGAACAGGAUCGCCGCAACAGCAGCCGCCGCAACAGCAGCAGCAGUGGCCAACCACAGAGUCAAAAACAAAGCCAAAGCAGUACGGCCACGCCGCUGCCCAAACCAUCUCAGUCCCGUGAUGUGCCGCCUCAUUUUACCAGUGACUCUGUGGAGACGCCUGCCAAUGGCCGUUCCAUGACCAACUCCCCUACAGUCUCAGCCCCCACCAUUCGUGUGCCUCCUGCCACGGUCAAAAUGGCAAGCUUUUAG
Monosiga brevicollis MX1 is the source of this 2052-nucleotide messenger RNA. RefSeq lists its product as uncharacterized. The transcript has 12 exons. Bases 1 to 2052 code for a protein of 683 amino acids. The record is from RefSeq and is a predicted model, not a curated record. Lineage: Eukaryota; Choanoflagellata; Craspedida; Salpingoecidae.